UAUUUCAGUCAAGAUGAAGCAAAGAAGAUUGAUGAAGAAUUAUUUGAUGAAUAUGCUUUUAGUGUUGAUCAGUUGAUGGAACUAGCAGGCUAUAGUUGUGCUAUAGCAAUAGCCAGAUGUUAUCCAAGAGAUCUAAUGACCAAAGAUAAUGGUGCUGUAUUGGUGUGUUGUGGACCUGGUAAUAAUGGUGGUGAUGGUUUAGUCUGUGCGAGACAUCUUAAACUAUUUGGCUACAAACCAUCCAUUUUCUAUCCCAAACAACCAAAUAAACCAAUCUUUAACAAUCUAAGAUUACAGUGUGAGAGAAUGGAUAUGCCGUUUCUAUCAUUCUUCCCCUCACAUCCAGAGUUGAUUACAGACUCCUAUAACCUGGUUAUUGAUGCUUUAUUUGGAUUUAGUUAUAAAGGACCUACCCGUCCAGAAUCAGCUGUAAUAUUAGAUAAACUGAAAGCCAUACAGAAUAUUGUACCUAUUUGUAGUAUUGAUGUUCCCUCAGGUUGGGAUGUAGAAAAUGGUGACCCUGAAGGCAUUCAACCAGAGCUACUCAUAUCUCUUACAGCUCCGAAAUUAUGUGCAAAACUCUUCAAAGGCAAAUACCAUUAUCUUGGUGGCAGAUUUAUACCUAAAACAUUAGAGCAGCGCUAUAGUCUCAACUUGCCGUCAUAUCCUGGUACAGACUGUGUUAUUGAACUCAAAACUCAACCUGCUGAAGAUGCAAAAGAAUCUUGA
Molecule: messenger RNA, 729 nt
Organism: Lottia gigantea (owl limpet)
Lineage: Eukaryota; Metazoa; Mollusca; Gastropoda; Lottiidae
Exons: 4
Cellular component (GO): mitochondrion
Molecular function (GO): NAD(P)HX epimerase activity
Source: RefSeq, a predicted model, not a curated record